UCUAAAAGCUUUGGGUGAUUCAUCAUUCAACACCAUUUCAAAACAGGGUGUGGAAGUCAACAGCUCUAAAGUCGAAAGGAAUAAAAAUAUUCCUCUGGUUCCAAGUUUAGAAAGAACAGCAAAUGACAAAAAAUGUGUUGUUUUUAUCUCAGCAAAAAAGAAAUGCACUUUACUCUUCGAGCCAAGUAGGCCUACCUAAUCCUUGAGGCAAGUGUUUCUUGUUAAGUUGAAGACAAUUAAUUAGAUGUUCCCCUUAUAUAUUAGAGAUGGCUUUUUGUGGGCCCCGUACUACUGUAUUACGGUUGAAUUCAAUGACAUGUUAGAUGUUUUUUUCCUGUUCAUCUACUGGGAUUUAGGAAAAAGAAAAUUACACUUUUCUUAUGUAUAUAAGGUUGAUUAGUUUAUGCAGAGACGUUCAGUCGAAAUUAUUCGCCAGUUCGAUUUUGUCGAGGUUUUUUAAAACUUGUGAGCUGCCGAUUGGAGAUUCAUUACAGGACAAAAAGAUGCAGCGAAUUGAUUUUAGCCAACCCAAGUGGGAUCAGAGCACAUUUUCAGGAAGGCUGAAGCAUUUCUUUUGGGUUACUGAUCCAAGAUCUUGUGUAGUUUCAAGCGAGCAACUCUAUGAAGCCAAAACCUUGGUCGAGAAAUACAAGAAUCAUCGAGAACCACCAGGAACUACAACUGAACAAGUUUGGUAUGCAAGGAAGCUCUACGAAUCUGCUUUUCACCCUGACUCUGGUGAACUUCAGAAUUUCUGCGGUAGAAUGUCUUUCCAAGUUCCAGGGGGUAUGCUCAUCACUGGCUUCAUGUUGCAGUUUUACAGGACUGUCCCUGCUGUGGUGUUUUGGCAGUGGGUCAACCAAUCCUUCAACGCUCUAGUGAAUUACACCAACCGUAACGCCAAGUCAGAAGUCUCGUCGACCCAGUUGGGCGUGGCAUACGUUUCGGCGACAACAUCCGCGUUGGUUACCGCCCUUGGUCUCAAGACCUUCUUGGAAAAGAGAGCCGGAAGUCUUCUACAGCGCUAUGUUCCAUUUGCUGCCGUAGCCGCUGCCAAUUGCGUAAAUAUUCCACUGAUGCGUCAGUCGGAAUUAAUUAACGGCAUCGUCGUUUACGACGAAAAUGGAAACGCUGUCACCGAAUCUCGCCUGGCCGCUGCUAAAGGAAUCACGCAAGUUGUAAUCUCACGAAUCGCUAUGGCAGCUCCUGGAAUGACUUUACUGCCCCUCGUGAUGGAAAAAUUGGAGAGCUAUUCUUGGAUGCAACGAAUUAAAUUCUUACAUGCGCCUUUUCAGAUCGUCGCCUGCGGAGCAAUUCUCACCUUCAUGACUCCCGCCGCUUGCGCCCUCUUCCCUCAAAGAUGCUCUUUGGACGUCUCAACGCUGGCCCGUUUCGAGCCGGAACAAUACGAAAAACUCAAAAAGACUGUUGGCGAAGGCUCAAUAUCUAAAGUCUAUUUCAAUAAGGGCUUGUGAUCAGCUGAAAAGUAGUAACGGCUUGUAAGUUGGGUGCUAAUCACAUAUCAAUGAUCUGAUCGACAAUCGGGAUUAACUGUCUUAAAAACGCACAAAAAAUCCUAUUCAAUAGUUUAAGUUGUCCGUUCUAAAUGUUAGACGUUAUUUAAAUUCAAAGGUAAAUUCAGCUAAAAGCCAACAGGUAUGUCGUUACGAUUUUAUAGCUGUACUGUGUCUUAGUCAAUAUAUCUGUUACCGCCGUUGAGGCGAUUCGUUAACCUAAA
Molecule: messenger RNA, 1738 nt
Organism: Daphnia pulex (common water flea)
Lineage: Eukaryota; Metazoa; Arthropoda; Branchiopoda; Diplostraca; Daphniidae
Product: sideroflexin-2-like
Exons: 8
Coding region: 381-1475 (364 amino acids)
Biological process (GO): monoatomic ion transport; serine import into mitochondrion
Cellular component (GO): mitochondrial inner membrane
Molecular function (GO): monoatomic ion transmembrane transporter activity
Source: RefSeq, a predicted model, not a curated record